This is a messenger RNA of Chaetomium globosum CBS 148.51, 2520 nucleotides long. RefSeq lists its product as uncharacterized. Gene Ontology annotation, molecular function: DNA-binding transcription factor activity, RNA polymerase II-specific; RNA polymerase II cis-regulatory region sequence-specific DNA binding. Gene Ontology annotation, biological process: positive regulation of ribosomal protein gene transcription by RNA polymerase II. The transcript is spliced from 6 exons. The record is from RefSeq and is a predicted model, not a curated record. Lineage: Eukaryota; Fungi; Ascomycota; Sordariomycetes; Sordariales; Chaetomiaceae. The coding region runs from base 1 to 2520 and encodes 839 amino acids.
AUGACAAACCUCGAUGCGAAAAAGGGGUGUAUUCUUGGAAGUCAGCGGUUCAGAACCAUGAAGCAUGCCCUUAUUUUGUUAGGCGCCGUGGCUUGCUCUUUGGUCAGCAAGGCUCUGACAGACCCAAACGCGUGUGGACAUGGCUUGCGAGUUAGGUACCCCAGAACACAGUCAGGGCUUAUAAACCUCAACAGCGAGAGUGGAAAUGAGUGGUGCGCCAAGAACUGGGAGCCGAUCCCUGAAGAUUGGGCUACCGGACAGUCAACCUGGCCGCUAGGGCGACCACUGCCUGGCGAUCUCGUCGAUGAAGGCAAACUACUACUUUUCAUGAAGACGGAGGUCAUAAGUCGAGCACCCUGGAGAAGGCCUCGACUUCAGAAGCAGAGGAAACGCCGCUUGGAUGCUGCUGUGGCAGUAGGACAAGUUGUCGCCGCGAAACGGCGCCGGCGCGAGGAGAGCGAGACCAUCGAAGUCGCUACUGCUCCGGCGGCAGCGGUAGAGACCAAGGUCGAGGAGGAGGACGAGCCCUUGAUCGCUGCGCCGGCUCUCGAGCUCGCCUACAACUCCGUGCGUAUAUAUAUCGCAGCGAUACAGAGGCUGUAUGACGAGCAGAAAAGCCGGCACAUUAACCCCGCGCCUCGGCCACAAGGGAUAGCUCUUAAAGCUCUGAAGAAGAGUAUCCUCGCCGUCGUCUGGGCUCGCAAGCGCAAGGAGUAUUCGGACCGUCUCGAAGGGACGAUCAAAGACACUUAUACAAAGGCACAAAUUCCGCGACACCACGAGGUUGCGUGGCGAGAAGACAGUGGCGAGAUCUCGUGCCUUUUCCGGACACAGGUGGACUUUCUGUUUGGCAACCACAUGCUCCUCCGGCAGAGCAAUCGCCGGCCCAUGGAGCUCCCUGACUGCUUUCGUCUAGAGCUGCCCAACGAGGGCCAGAAGUCGAAAGAAUUUCCAACGUAUGCCCUCGUCGUCGUCAUGAACCAGGGCAAGACGAACCAGCACGGCCGGAUGGAGUAUGGCGCGGCUCUACGGCACCGCGACGCCCGUUGCUGCCUUGUCAGCGCAUUAGCCUUUUAUCUCUUUUGGCGUUGGCAGGUCGAGCAAGUAGAGCCGUUUCCCACCUUCCAGUGCAGCGAGGACUGGUACGAUAUCAAGGUCUUGCGCCGGUCGGCAAAGGAAGCGACGAAGGAGCUUUCGGCUCAGACCGCAAAUUCGUGGACGUCGAGGCUGUACGCCGCCUGUGGCAUCAGGACUUCUAAGAUUUCACAUGCUCCUCGGGUUGCAGCGGCACAAAACGCCGACAUGGACGGAGUAUCAGAAGGACAAAUACGGCGCGCGGGUAGAUGGAAUAACGGUGACCAGUUGACAGGGUGUUACCUGACCAGUUUACCCUUUGAGUUUAUGAGGUCUACGGCUGACUUUGACCCCGACUGGUCCGGGUCAUACUUCCUACCGCGGGACACCGUCAAGCCGCCAUUCGAGCUUUGUGCACGCAUCUGGCCCUCUCUCGACAGGUGGAAAGAGAUAUACAAUACAGGAUCUUCGAACAUGGAAACGAACAAGGCUACCGGCGCGUUUUUCGAGCUUCUCGACUGGUUCCGAGAGGUGUUGCUACAGGACGCCGUCUUCCUCCAGAAGCUAUACCCCCGGCAUCCUCUAUUUCAGGACCCGGUCUUCCAAAGCCCACAGUUUGCAUCGUUCGCACUGCAGGUCGAGAACGCCUGCCACGCGGCCGAGGAAGACAGUUAUGUGGCCACCAUUGAUCGAGCCAUCCCCGCCGUCGCCGAGAAGCUACGCGCCCUAUCGAGCCAACAGACUGCCGCGAACCUCUGGACCGAAAGGGCGUUUGUCGAGCUUAGGGAGCAGGUUCAAAGGCUGGAGAAGAAGAUGGAGGAGCUUGCCAAAGCCUCAUACACCAUUACGAUCAGCCCGGGGCGGAGUACCGUCACACAACGGGUCGGGAUGCCAAAGCGUGGGCGGCCAAGGGCGCCGGGCCGCGCGCCGACGGCGACGGCAAUGACAACGGCGCCACGAGAUGACAGCACCGCUCCCGUUCCACCAUCUUCUUCCAACGCAGCAGAGGCAGAGUGCGGGGCCGUUCUGCAGCCUGAUACAGCGACUCGGCUGCCGUUGCCACCAGUCGCGCCCAGCGUGCCCAGCGUGCCCAGCGUGCCCAGCGUGCCCAGGUUUGAGGUCCCUUUGGAUAUUCGACGUAUCCCGGAUUUGUGGCACUUAUGGAGGUAUGGGAGGGCUGGCAUGCCUUCAGUAGAGUCACUAGAGGCCAGGUAUGGCGCUGCUUGGCGCCCCAAGUCGCAGAAGUCCGUCUUCUGCGGCCGGAAGGCAAUUGUGGACUUCAUUCUGCGCAAGUCGCGCGAGCGGGACGGCCUGCAGAGCGCGGCCGAACACGCACCACGCGUUAUUGCGCAAAUGGAGGAGCUGUGCCCCAAAUGGUCCCUCGACAAGGUGACGAAAGCUAUCAAGAACGGGGAUCUGGAGCGGAGAUGGCCGGCGGAGGCGUGA